GCUGUGGUAACUAGUGACGACCGAGGAGGCUGUUGGAGCAACAUGGCGCCGCACAGCAAAGCAAUCCUACACGCCUUAUCGUCUCACGUUACCGGAGCUUGUCAGAACUGAGGGGCGAUCAGAGGACAGACGACCACCACAUUGGCACACCACCGAGCCUUGCUCCCAUUCCUGGGACUAAACACGGUUCAAAGUAUUUCUGUACAGGUCCGAGUGCGCCCAUGCAGAACCACAUGAAAUGAAUAAAGCACCACAGCCUAUAACGGGACCCCCCUCUGCCACCCACCCUGCCCCCUCCCCCGGAAUCCAACAGGCCACCUUCCCUCCUGGACAACCCCCCUCUGUUGUCUUUGCCACCCCACCUCCACAAAUGAACCCAGCACCACAGCACCGACAGUUUGCCCCCGGGCCCCGUGCUUUACAUCAACAGGGAGGAUUCAGGUCACUGCAGCCGUACUACAGCCGGCCCAGUCUGCCCAGCAAUGCCCCCCGGGUGCCCCCCAGCAGCACGCCGAGGCCUGUGGCGCCCACACACGUCUACCAGCCGGGCCAACAGAUGAUGAUGAUCCCCUCACAGCAGAUCCCCUUCCCCAACCAACAGGGCCCCGCCUACUUCAUACCCGGACAGUACCGGUCAACGUACGUGGCCACCCCUCAGCAGUACCCGGUCCCACCGGGCACUCCAGGCUUCUACCCAGGCACCAGCCCAGCUGAAUAUGGUACUUAUGCAGGGGCAUACUACCCGGCCCAACAGCAGUACACGUCCUCCGUGCCGGCUGCUCCAGUCAUCAUGAACCCUCCCCCCCAGCAGCAGCAACCACCUCCACAGCAACAGAUCCACCCCAAAAGGGAGCGCAAACAGAUCAUAAUACGAGACCCUAACCAGGGUGGUAGAGACAUCACUGAGGAGAUUAUGUCAGGGGGCACCCGCAGUGGCACCACCCCCACACCCCCACAGGUGAGCGACGACUCUUCAGAGUCGUCUAUAUCUGGAUCAGAGGGCCCAGCCGUUGGCCAGGCCGACGGGGAGAACGUGACACCUGUCGUGGUCAGACCAGAUGACCGAGGGAAUCCUGCAGCCACUCUCAUAACUGUCCCCCCAGCCCUGUCUAAAACCCCUGAACUGGUCAAGACUUACCCUGCCCCAACAGAGGUCAAACUCCCAGACACAAACAGUAAAUCCCCUUCCUUAUCCCAGGACCUACCCACACCCCCGUCGGUAACUACCACCCACCACACUACUGUCCCUACUACCCCCCAACCCUCAACUAGUCCUAUUGCAGACAUGAUGGAUGCUCCAGCCGCUGCUCCAGCCCCAUCUGCCCCUGAAGUGCCCGCUUACCCUGCACCCCUGCCUGAACCCCGCCCCACUCCUGCAGCUGAGGAGCAUCCCUCAGCUGCCAAGGAGGAGCGGGAGGAAGUGAAGAUUAAAGAGGAGGUGGCGGAGGCUAGGCUGGAGGUGACUACAUCAUCCAAACCUGAGCCUUCCCUUGCUCCAGUGAUCACCCCUAGCAGCAGCACUAAUGGUAUCUCUGCCACCCAGCCACCCCCAGCCAAGGAGGAGGAGCCAGCAGCCCUGAUCAUCAACAUGCCCACCCCCAGGCAGCAGAACCCCCGGAGUCUCCCAUCGCCCAGCCAGAGGAGCUCAGGCUGCCCAAUGGCCUGCCGCUCCCCAGCCCCCAGGACCCUGAGAAGAUGUCUGCGGAGUCGUCGGAGUGUGACGUCAGCCCCAUUGCUGAGCCUGAGGUGGCUCAGUUACAGAGCGAGGCACCUGCCUAAACUGACGCCUGUUGCAGUCACAGCAACGCCCGCCCCAAUUGUCAAGGCGACGCCCACCCCCGUUGCCCAGGCGACGCCCGCCCCCAUUGCCCAGGCACCGCCUGUCCUAGCUGAGACUGCUACUACUACAGUUGUAACUGCUCCCCGUGUAGAAGACGAGAUGGACUCACCACCACCACAGAGCACCACCCCAGCCGGGGAGAGUUCUAUGCAAGCUGCUGUUUCUGUGCCAAAAAAAAAGAGGAAGAUGAAGGAUCUGAACAAGAAGGAGGCUGUUGGAGACCUCCUGGAUGCCUUUAAGGAGGAGCAGGUAGUGGAGAGCACUCCUGAGCCAGAGCAGGCCACACCCACUUCUGCCUCUGACGCUAAGGAGCCCCGCCCAGCAAACACCCCUGCAGUCGAAGAGGUGGAUGAGACGUGGGAGGAGAAGGAGGACAAACUGGAUGCAGAGAAUAUCGAACCCAAGCCAGAGGAUCUGAAGUACCAGUACAAAGAGGAACUAUGUAGGCCUAUAGACCCAGAGGAGAAGAAGAGGUAUGACAGGGACUUCCUGCUGGGCUUCCAGUUCAUCAGUGCCGCCAUGUCCAAGCCUGAGGGCCUACCUCAGAUCAGUGACGUGGUGCUGGACAAGGCGAAUAAGGCCCCUCUCCGCCAGCUGGACCCCAGCCGUUUGCCAGGGAUGAACAUGGGCCCCGACUUCACACCCUCGUUUGCCAACCUGGGCAGGCCUGGAAUGGGAGGAGGUGGAGGUGGCCACAGAGGAGGACCACCCUCUGGUAUGGGUGGUGGAGGACCGCGUCGCUCCCAGCAGGGCCAGCGUAAGGAACCCAGGAGGAUCAUCAACAUCUCUUCGUCUCUGACAGAAGACGUGAAGCUCAACAAGGCUGAGAAGGCCUGGAAGCCCGCUGUCAAGAAGGCUACCAGUGGGCAAGCUGCUCCUGAGGAGGAGAGCGACGACUCGGAACAGGCCAAGACCCAGGAGCUGUUCAAGAGGGUCCGUAGUAUCCUGAACAAGCUGACCCCUCAGAUGUUCCAACAGCUGAUGAAGCAGGUCACAGAGCUGACCAUCGAUACAGAGGAGAGGCUGAAGGGAGUGAUAGAUCUGAUCUUUGAGAAGGCCAUCUCUGAACCCAACUUCUCCGUGGCCUACGCCAACAUGUGCCGCUGCCUUAUUGGGCUCAAAGUCCCCACUACAGACAAGCCGGGAGUCACUGUGAAUUUCCGCAAGCUGCUUCUGAACCGCUGUCAGAAGGAGUUUGAGAAGGACAAGGACGAUGAUGUAAUCUUUGAGAAGAAGCAGAAAGAGCUGGACGCUGCAGCCAUGGAGGAGAAGGAUCGCCUGAAGGCAGAGCUGGAGGAGGCCAAAGACAAGGCGCGGCGGCGGUCGCUAGGCAACAUCAAGUUCAUUGGUGAGCUAUUCAAGCUGAAGAUGCUGACGGAGGCCAUCAUGCACGACUGCAUCGUCAAGCUGCUGAAGAACCACGAUGAGGAGUCACUAGAGUGCCUCUGUAGACUCUUGUCAACUAUAGGGAAAGACCUGGACUUUGAAAAGGCAAAGCCACGUAUGGACCAGUACUUUGCCCAGAUGGACAAGAUCAUCAAGGAGAAGAAGACAUCGUCCAGAAUCCGCUUCAUGCUGCAGGACGUACUGGACCUCAGGAGGAACACGUGGGUCCCCAGGAGAGGAGAGCAGGGCCCCAAGACCAUAGACCAGAUCCACAAGGAUGCUGAGCUGGAGGAGCACAGGGAGGUUCUCAAGGUGCAGCAGCAACUCCUCAACCAGAACACCCGAGGAGGAGUUGGAGGACGUGGUGGUGGAGGAAGAGAUCAGGGGAGCCGCGGGGGCCAACACCCCCAGACGGGCCAAAGGAGUCAGCCCCAGGACGAGGGCUGGAACACAGUUCCCAUCUCCACCAAGAGCAGACCCAUCGACACCAGCCGACUCAGCAAGAUCACUAAGCCCGGGGCUUUGGACUUCAACAACCAGCUGCUGGCGCCCCAGCUCGGGGGUAAAGGCAUGUGGGGCAGCUGGGGCAAGGGCAGCAGUGGAGGCACCACCGGAGCCAAACCCGCUGGUGAAGCCACCCCAGAGUCAGGAGGCCGCCCAGCCACCAGCACCCUCAACAGGUUCUCAGCAUUGCAGCCACAGCAGCCCUCCUCCUCAGGGCCCUCACAUGACUCGGACAGAAGAGUUCCUCAGAGGAACAGCUCGAGCCGGGACCGUGGCAGCGACAGAUUCGAGCGUCAUGACCGUGGCAGCAACGACCGCUUCGACAGGCGGGAUGACCGGCGAGACGACCGGGACAGGAACCGGCCCCCAGUCACCAAGCGGAGCUUUAGCAGGGAGACGGAGGAGCACAGCAGAGAGAGGGAGCACCGCGGCCCUGCUGAUCCUGUACGCCGUGUAGCCAGCAUGACCGAUGACCGGAGCAGCAGAGACCGAGCCAGGAGCAAAGACAAUGUGAAGAGGGAAGCUGCUCUGACCCCCCCUCCUGCCCAGAACAAACCUGCCUUGAGUGAAGAAAUGCUGGAAAAGAAGUCCACAGCUAUCAUAGAGGAGUACCUACACAUCAACGACAUGAAGGAGGCGCUGCAGUGUGUAGUGGAGAUGAACAGCACCCCGCUGCUCUUUGUGUUUGUACGGAGUGGUCUAGAGUCCACUCUGGAGCGCAGCCCCAUCGUCAGAGAACGCAUGGGCCUGCUGCUGCACCAGCUGUACAAGGCAGGGACCCUGCCCAAAGAGCAGUACUACAGAGGGCUUCAAGAGAUACUGGAGGUGGCGGAGGACAUGGCCAUAGACGUCCCCCACAUCUGGCUCUACCUGGCUGAGCUUAUCACCCCUAUGCUUCACGAAGGAGGCAUCCCCAUGGGACAGCUCUUCAAGGAGAUAUCCAAGCCCCUGGUUCCUCAGGGGACGGCUGGAGUUCUGCUGGUCCAGAUCCUCACCUUACUCUGCAAAGGAAUGAGCCAUAAAAAGGCAGGUGCCAUGUGGAGGGAGGCGGGGCUUAGCUGGAAAGACUUUCUGCCUGAGGACGAGGACGUCAACAAGUUUGUGACAGAAAAGAAUGUGGAGUUCACCCUGGGAGGAGGAGGAGGGGGAGAUGAUGAGACAGAGAAGAGCAGAAAGAAAGAGCUGAGCUCAGAGGAGCUGAACAAACAGCUGGACAGACUCAUACAGGACAAGGCUGACAACCAGAGGAUCUAUGAUUGGGUCGAGGCUAACCUGGACGAGACGCAGAUGUCCUCCAACAUGUUUGUCAGAGCAGUCAUGACAUCCAUCUGCCAGUCAGCCAUCAUCUGUGAGAACCCUUACAAGUUGGAUGCGAAGGUGAUCACCCGGAGGGCCAAGCUGCUCCACAAGUACCUGAAGGAUGAGCAGAAGGAGCUGCAGGCUCUCUACGCCUUGCAGGCCCUCAUGGUGGAGAUGGAGCAGCCUGCCAACCUGCUGCGGAUGUUCUUUGACACGCUGUAUGAUGAGGACGUGAUCAAAGAAGAGGCCUUCAACAAGUGGGAGUCCAGCAAGGACCCCGCAGAGAUGCAGGGUAAGGGUGUGGCCCUGAAGUCCGUCACCGCCUUCUUCACCUGGCUCCGUGAGGCCGAGGACGAGGAGUCUGACAACAACAGCUAGGACCUGCUGACCAGCGCCCCCUGAACUCUGGGAAGACCUGGAGGAGGAAAAAGAACAUCCUGUUGAGGAUGAUUCAGGAACAUGGGGCUGUUAGAAUCAACAAAAUCCUUCAACGUAAAAAAGAGGAAAAAAUCAGCUAGGAGAUUCUACUACGGAUUGAACAUACAAUCGUUUUUUGUUUUAUUUUCUUCAUUUUUGUUUAUUUUGCGCUGCCGAAUGUCUUCGAACUAAAUUGAGAAAGUAAUUGCGAGAGCGAUAAGCAUUACAACAAGCUGUAGGGGUGGCUGUUUCCUUCAGUGUUUUGAGGUUUUAUCCCUUGUUUUAAAGGCGUCGUGUUGCCGUAGCAACACUAUUCAUGAUGUUUAGCAAAACAACAAAUUAAAUCCCCAACAGACCGAACUAAUAAAGGCUGCUCAUAUAUAUAUUUUUGAUUACAUCAUAUAUCCUGUUGAAUGAGACAUGAUGGCCAUCAUGUUGAAUGUAUGAUUCUACACGACUCUGUCAGUGAUUUAGCUCUUUCUUUUUGAGUUUAGGAUGAUUGAAGUGUUUCUUUUUUUUAGAUAAAAGAAAAUAUGUAUAAAGAAAAGUGGACAUGCUGGAGCUCGUUUUGUUUAGGCAUUACAGUGUGGAGUCUGACUCCUGUGGACUUCCUGUCUGGUGGAGAGGGGCAGUGGGGCAAUGGACAAUGACCUUUUGCUGCUGGGGGUCACAAUGCUUCCUUAUGGCCAUGCUCGCCAACCCCAAUUUGUCCCGUGUUACUUUUUUCCUACACUUCCAAAAACUGUGGGUCUGGAAAGGGAGAACGGGCUUGCAACGACGUGGAUUUUUAAAAAGAGAACAUCAUAAUUCAAACUUGAAAGGUCUAUAUAUAAAUCAUCUUUAAAGAAGCAAUUUCAAAAGAGUAUAAAAUUACAUUCACAGUACGUUUCCUAAGGCUUUUUCUGCUUCCAUUUAGUGGAAAUGCAUUUCAGGAGAGUUCUGUAAUAUAUUGCUUUUUGGUUUUUCAAAAAUAAAAAUUCUAAUGUUAUACCAUGUAUUUUUUUUCCUGAAACAAAGUGGCAGUUCUCUGUAUUUAUAUUUCUCUCCUCAGCUAGCAGGUGCUUGUAAUGAUCCACCUGAAGUCAUUGAUUACAAUUUAAUUGAAUAUUUUGUAAAUACUUUUUUGCUUUCCUUUAUGAAGUAUUUAAUUAAGAAAAUGAAUGCCUCUUUUCAUAUCUAAAACUGGAAAAGAUAAUAAAGAACAUUGCAAAUAAGA
Molecule: messenger RNA, 6662 nt
Organism: Oncorhynchus tshawytscha (Chinook salmon)
Lineage: Eukaryota; Metazoa; Chordata; Actinopteri; Salmoniformes; Salmonidae
Product: eukaryotic translation initiation factor 4 gamma 1
Cellular component (GO): eukaryotic translation initiation factor 4F complex
Molecular function (GO): protein binding; translation initiation factor activity; mRNA binding
Source: RefSeq, a predicted model, not a curated record